This is a messenger RNA of Dreissena polymorpha, 2293 nucleotides long. RefSeq lists its product as uncharacterized. The coding region runs from base 58 to 615 and encodes 185 amino acids. Gene Ontology annotation, molecular function: cysteine-type peptidase activity. NCBI's taxonomy places the organism in Eukaryota, Metazoa, Mollusca, Bivalvia, Myida, Dreissenidae. The record is from RefSeq and is a predicted model, not a curated record. Gene Ontology annotation, biological process: proteolysis. The transcript has 4 exons.
GGUCGAAACUUUAACUUCUGCUCGAGCAGAAAAAAAUGCUGCUCGAGCAGCAUUUAAAUGCUGCUCGACCAGCAAAAUACUGCUCGACCAGCAAAUUUACUGCUCGACCAGCAUUUUUUCUGCUCGAGCAGAAAAAUCCUGCUCGACCAGCAUUUAUUUUUAGAUUAUGGCAUUAGCCAAUCAGAACUCUUGUUAUAUUUGCCAUUUGGUGCAAAACUGGUUUGUUUGGAAAAAAUGGCUGCCGCCGUGAUGGUGCCUUUUUCACAUCUUCUGCAAGUUUAUGUGACGAUCUGUUUAAAGUUUAACAUUGACACGCGGUUGACUUCAAUAUGUAUGAUCUACUUAUGCUGCCACAAUGUAAAGGCAACAAUCACUGGGUUUUUGCUGGUUGCAAGUGUUAUGUCCAGGACUGUAACCAUUUACGACUCAUUGGGUGGUAACAACAAGGCCUUGUUCGAUUUGUUCUGCCAGUUCAUGUGUCAACGAGGGCAAAUUGUGAAAGAUGGCUUGGAAAAAAUCAGUUCAGAGUUAAAAGCGCCACCUUGCAAACAAACAGCGCCACGGAAACAGCUGUGGAGUGUUUGCAUUGAUGACUGCCAAAUGUUUGGUCAUUAAAAAGCAUCCCACAAUGUUGCGACAGGCCCAUGAUUCAGUUUAUCGAGACUAGUCGUGAGAAGCAGACUUCUGAUUCCUGGAGUGCGGCAAACAUAUCUGUGCGACUCGAUCACUCCACUGUAAAGACCCGCACGGCAUUUAAAUGGAUAUUAUCAAUAUGUGUUGUUGCUCGAAAAUAUGUUUGUGUAGCAGGAAAUGCUUUGGGCUCGAUUAAUCUGAGAACUCAACAAAAUAUUAAUAAAAUCCUUCUGUGCCUUUUAGUUCUGAAAACAGAAGUAGCCAGUUGGUAUUACACAUCUCCUAAACAAGUACAGCACGAUAAAACUUAUAAACCUAGAUAUUUAUUUAUGUAGUGGUGUAUUUUUCAAUGAGUGCCUUAUGAUUCCAAAAACAUAUUGACUUAAAAUAAAUAAUCCCGAUGGCGUAAAUGACUUAUCAUUUCAUGUUCAUGAACCGGCUUUAAAAUACUUUGUAGACUUAUCUGCUAGGCGGUGAGGACUUUUAGACCACCUGAUAAACUUCAACUUUAUUUGCCCUAGUUCAGUAACCGACUAAACAUAUGCUAACAUUAUACUGAUGACUGAUGAGUCUGUUGUGUCUUAUAUUCUCAUUGCUACUUAAAAUAUUAAGUCUAUUUCAACGUUUAGACUAAUAAUAAGCAAAUUCGUUAAAUUGAUAUCCCCGCCAAAUAAAUUUUGAUUAUUGAUGGGUGCAGAACUAACAGAAAAGUUUAUUUGAAGGGUUGUACCCUUAUCUCACUUAUUUUAUAGUAACAACAUAAAAAAACAAUUGGCAAUAACUCUUAUUUAAGAAAGUGUAGGGUUAUAGAUUUUGUGCAUGACACCUCUCCUCAUUUAUAUCUUAACGUCCAUUAAAUUUCAUCUUUAAAUCGUGUAUAGUAUCUGUGAUAUAGUCCUGUAAAGUAACAUCAGACAUGUACAUAUGUACUAGGGUUAUGUUUCUUGUGCAUGGCACUUAUUCUCAUUGACAAUUAUACACCCAUGAAAUUUCAUGUUGAAAUCUUGUAUUUAUAGUUUCUGAGAUAAAGCCCUGAAAAGUUACAUCAUACAAAAACAACAAAGGGCAAUAACUCUUAUUUAAGAAAGUGAAGGGUUGUGGUUCUUAUGCAUGGUUCUAUAAAUGAGACAUAGCCCUGAAAAGUUACAUCAUAAAAUAACAAUAACAAGAAAGGGCAAUAACCGUUAUGUAAGAAAGUAUACGGUUAUGGUUCUCGUGCAUUGAUAAUUAUACACCCAUGAAGUUUCAUGUUAAAAUCUUGUAUAGUAUCUGAGAUAUAGCCCUAGUUACAUCAUAGAAAAACAACAAAGCGCAAUAACUCUUAUUUCAGAAAGCGACGGGUUAUGGUUCUUGUACAUGGCACCUCUCCUCAGCUAUAUUUAUACACCCAUAAAGUUUCAUGUUGAAUACUUAUAUUGAGUUUCUGAGAUAGAGCACUGACAAGUUUGUGAGUGACUGCACUGACAGACAGACCAACGGUACGUUUAAGUAUAUUUAGCGUACCCGGGGUACAUUAAAGUAUACUUAAGAGUACACGGGGUACUUUAAAGCAUUACCCGAGCUGAAGCGACAAUUGCCAAUCAAGCUUAUUGACAUAUUAAAUAAAUGAUGAUAGUGGUAACUAUGAUUGUAUGAAAUAUAAUAAAAUAGUUUUCCUGAA